CUGAAAGUUUACAUUGAUAAGAAUAAAUGAUAAACCAUCGUAAUCCCUUUUCAAUUUUAAAUAAGACUAAAUAAUUUUUUAUUUAAAACCAAACAGAAACUUUAUGAGUCGGGAAUGAGAGGUUAGAGAUCAAUCUCCCUAGAGGGUAUAAUUUAUCUUUUCCGAUUUACCAAAAAAAAAAAAAAAACUCUCCCAAUCCCCACCAAAAUAAGAAAAUAUGAGAAUUGCCAUGUCGUUUAGACAAAACGAGGUAGUUUCGGCUGCGUUUUGUGAACCCCGCCUUGUCGAAAAUUUCAAAUAUCAGAGAUGAAGAAGAAGGGUUUGGCCAAUGUAUCCAACACGAUGAUGAAUUCUCAGAAGCACCCUCACCUUGAAGAUGAUGAUGACACCUUCGAUCGUCUUCACUCCGAUCUUUCUUCUCUUUUUCUUCAGAUUGAUGAGAUUGUUGUGAAAGCGUUUGGAUUGAAGAAAGUUAGUCAAAAGGGUAGCAAAAAAAUCGAACCUUUCUCCCAUGUGUUGUCUGACUUGCUCUCAUGCUUAAAGCCCUGGGUGCCCAGAUUGCAAAUUGCACUCUCAUCACUCUCAGUGGAGUCUGAGAGUAAAAAUGAACAAGUUUCUUUUUGUGAGGAAAGCAAUGUCAGUGAGUGUGGCAGUCCUCAAGAGACCACCUUGGACUCUUUGGUGUCUCCUUCUCCACUUGUGUCAUGGCGGGGCGACUGCACUGUUGAUAGAGGUAGACAGAUGUUUAUGCUCACACCUCUUCCAUUGUCAAGAGCAUUGUUGUCAACCAAACCCAAGCAACCACAAACUAAGUCAGAGUCCGAUGAAUUGGCUUCCUCUACUUAUGGUAUUGGGACAUCAACCUUUUUAGACUUGUCUAGAGACAUGAACACUUUGCUGGACUCUGUUCUGAUGAAGCAAGCUCCAACUGAGCCUGCCCCUUCUUCUGUUGCCAUUGAAGAGGCAAACAAUGAAGAGCCCGGGUUAAUUUCUUCGCCGUUUGUUCCCAAAAGAGAUACCUCCAUGCUUGUUAUGAUGACUCCUUGCUUAAAAAUGUCACCUCCGAGGUCUUGUGUUUUGCUUGAACCCAUAUCUGAAAUACAUCAUCGUGGUAAUGAUAAGGUUCGCAAGUGCACUCCGUUUCCUGUUGGGGUUCAUUACAGUGAUUCAGAAGAUUCUGAAUCUUCUGGUAGUGAGGCUUCACAGGGUUUGGCAUUGAAGUAUCCAGAACUGUUGGGGUUACAGAAGGUUUCUAAGUCAGGACUUGGAAAGAAAAAUGUGGAAGCCUCACCGGCUUGGCUUACAUCACCUCCAAAAACUUGUGUGUUGCUGGAGCCUUCUGAUGAAACAUCAUUGGAGUUGGAGAAGGCUGAUAAUGAACCUUGUAUACAGAUAACUGAUUCCGUUCUUAAGCAACCGGUCAGCAAAUUGAAAGAUGAUAUUUCCAAAGAUCGUAAUCAAGCCAAAAUAUCUUGUGAUCAAGAUCAUUCUAUUGUCAACUCUUUGCAUAUAGAGAGCACUCCCAUGUGGCCGGAGCCUGAAAGCUCAUUUCGAACAGGGAAACGUCCCGGUGAAAAUACUUUGAAGAAGGAAUUAUGGACCAAGUUUGAAGCAGCAACCGCUGGUGGGUUUCAAUCCAAGUUAUCUACAGUUCAAGAGAAUACACGGAAAGGAUUUCUUGACCUGCUGGAAGAAGCUUCAAAUGAACAAUGAUGAAUAAACUAAAAAUAUGGAAGUGUCAAGAUCUGAAGAGGCCGGUUGGAGGGGAAUGUAAUUUUGGGAUACUGCCAACUACAAAUUUGCAUUUUAUUUAGUCACUUAAGCUACCUUGUAUGUAUUGUCAUUCUCUGGCAUGUUUUUGAAAGUAGAAAUGCUAGUUACACACCAUUUUAAUAUAUCCCCACUCUAUAGUUAAACCUUUUUUUUUUUUUUUUGUAUAACUGUGAACCGAAAGGGUUCAAUUUUCAUUUUACAAAACAUUAUCAA
Messenger RNA from Lotus japonicus, 1986 nucleotides. RefSeq lists its product as uncharacterized. Bases 307 to 1713 code for a protein of 468 amino acids. Lineage: Eukaryota; Viridiplantae; Streptophyta; Magnoliopsida; Fabales; Fabaceae. The transcript is spliced from 4 exons. The record is from RefSeq and is a predicted model, not a curated record.